This is a messenger RNA of Cyclopterus lumpus (lumpfish), 2406 nucleotides long. RefSeq names its product zinc finger protein 572-like. Lineage: Eukaryota; Metazoa; Chordata; Actinopteri; Perciformes; Cyclopteridae. The record is from RefSeq and is a predicted model, not a curated record. Bases 136 to 1749 code for a protein of 537 amino acids. Gene Ontology annotation, cellular component: nucleus. The transcript has 2 exons.
AGUAUUCAAGAUGGCGUCUAUCAGAAACAUGCGAGUUAGCGGAGUGUUAGCUUAGCAUGUUAGCAACACAGCGCUAGUCAGAGGGACGGUGUGACGGAGGGUGUGUGGAGAACAAGUUGGUGUCGUUGUGUGAACAUGUGUAAAGUCCAAAUGCUGAGAGCGUUGGUGAAGCAGCGACUAACUGCGGCUGCGCAAGAGAUAUUUGGUCUGUUUGAAAGAACGAUAGCAGAGUACGAGGAGGAACUUUGUGCUUCUAAAGAGGAGAACGAGCGACAACGAGAACUACUGGACGCUGUGUUCAACCCUCAGCUGCGGCUACACAGAGCAGAUGCACAACAAGUGAUUGGUGGAGAAGAAGAGCAGCAGGACUGGAGCUCCAGUCUGAACCAGGAGGACCCAGAGCCCCCACACAUUAAAGAGGAACAGGAGGACCUAGAGCCCCCACACAAUAAAGGGGACCAGGAGGACCCAGAGCCCCCACACAUUAAAGGGGACCAGGAGGACCUAGAGCCCCCACACAUUAAAGGGGACCAGGAGGACCUAGAGCUCCCACACAUUAAAGAGGACCAGGAGGACCCAGAGCCCCCACACAUUAAAGAGGAACAGGAGGAACUCUGGACCAGUCAGGAGGGAGAGCAGCUUCAAGGUCUGGAGGAGGCUGGUAUCAAGUUCUCAUUCACUACUGUGAAGAGUGAAGAUGAUGAAGAGGAAGCUCAGUCCUCUCAUCUUCAUCAAAGACAAACUGAACACAUGGAAACAGAAGCUGAUGGAGAGGACUGUGGAGGACCAGAACCAGACAGGAACCCAGAUCCAGGGGACUCUUCAGAGACUGAAGUCAGUGAUGACUGGAAGGAGACCAGUGAACCACCGUCAGGUUUAAACUCUCUGAAUAAUUACUUUUCUAGUGAGAAACCGUUUCGCUGCUCUGUGUGUAGGAAAGGAUUUGGCCUAAAGGGAACUCUGAAGGAACACAUGAGAUUUCACACAGGAGAGAAACCAUUCAGCUGCUCAGUCUGUAAGAAAUCUUUUGCCUGGAGAGGAAGUUUACAUAAACACACAAGAAUCCACACACGAGAGAAAAGGUUCAGCUGCUCUGUUUGCCAAAGUAGAUUCACCUGGUUCCAUCAGCUCAAAACACAUAAAUGUGUUGGUCAUCAGUCCUCACAGCUUAUUCACACUCAGACUGAGGAGAAACAAGAGGCCAGCAGCUCAACUGAACACAUGGAAACAGAAGGUGAUGGAGAGGACUAUGGAGGACCAGAACCAGACAGGAACUCAGAUUCAGAUAGACAUUUAGAACCUGAGACUGAUAACAGUGAUGAUUGGAAGGAGGCCAGAGAACCUCAGGCAGGUUUAAACUCUUUGAAUAAUGAUGAAGUUUCUCUAGAGAAACCAUUUAGCUGCUCUGAAUGUGAGAAAGCUUUCAAUGAUCGUGGAAAUCUGAGGAACCACAUGAGAAUCCACACAGGCGAGAAACCAUUCAGCUGCUCCGAGUGUGAGAAGAGUUUUCGCUUCAAGGGAGACCUGAAGAGACACUUGAGAACUCAUUCAGGAGAGAAACCGUUCAGCUGCUCUACAUGUGGGAAAAAGUUUGGCAACAGUGGACAUCUGAAUAGACACAUGAGGAUUCACACAGGAGAGAAACCAUUCAGCUGCUCUGUGUGCGAGAAACGGUUUACACAAAGAGGAACUUUACGGCUGCACAUGAAACUUCACACAGGGGAGAAACCCUUCAGCUGCUCUUUAUGAAGACAGAUUUGAAUGUCUUUGACAGGUCUGAAGACAUACGCAGGUAUACAGGUACAGCGGGUCGUCCACUGAUAGAUCGAUGGUUCGAUCCCUGACUGCGCCAGCCCGAAGGCUGUGCCAUCAAUGUGUGAAUGAUGAACUGUAGUGAGAACUGUUCUGAUGAUGAGAAGAUCUUUACACAUGACGGUUUGUCUGAGCACAGUUGAUUAUUAUUAUUUAUUAAUACUAUAUUUCUGCUUAUUCAGUGGUGAAAGUUCUUGUGCGGAUUCUUCCAUCUUUGGAGUUCCAGAGUGGAGUCAGUGAUCAGCGCUCUCUUCCUUCAGACUCGUCCAUGUAGCUGCAUGGAGUGACGUUUCACCUUUCAAAGAGCGUCCUGCUCUCUUUGAGGUGCUCUUCACUUACUUCUCCAGAUUUUCGGGCUGCUGGGCGUUCCUGAGUAGUAACCUGCAGUGUUGCUGCAUAUAGCCGGUAGAACUGUGUAGUAAUACAGUGAUAUAGUAAUAAGUAUAGCGUGUAUAUAAAGUAAACUGUUGGUGUCAUUUGUUUUAGGUCUCUUCACCACGAUUCAUGAUUACAUCUCGUUGACUGGUUUUACUUCUGGUUUUUGAAAAUAAAUUGCUUCUCUCAGCAACUCGUCAUAUCACAAAGACCAAAGAC